Puccinia triticina is the source of this 417-nucleotide messenger RNA. RefSeq lists its product as uncharacterized. Bases 1 to 417 code for a protein of 138 amino acids. The record is from RefSeq and is a predicted model, not a curated record. NCBI's taxonomy places the organism in Eukaryota, Fungi, Basidiomycota, Pucciniomycetes, Pucciniales, Pucciniaceae. The transcript has a single exon.
AUGUCCAACCAAUCCCACACAAACAGCGCUGGCGUGACCGUUCCCCCAGAGGUAUUUGCCCAAAUGCAGCAGCUACUCCAGAUGUUUCCGACCCUGGCCCCUCCAGCGGCACCUCAAUCAAAUUCUCCAACCGUUCAGCUUCGGACUCCAUCCAACAAUACUCCGGCUCCACCCACUCCCAAUGAUCAUCUAGCUCUAACCAAUGAGUCUCUGGCUACUCCUAUUGAUCGUCCGGCUCCACCUGUUGAUCCUCUGAUUCCAUCCCUUGACCCGCCCCCGACUCCUCAAUUGAACAACAAAGAAGACCGUUCUGAAAAAAACACCAUAUCCGACUCAGACGCGGACAAUGUUGGUUCAUCUCAUGGAAAAGAAGCAGGAAAGGCCUCAAUGUCUCUACCUCUACCAAACUUCCUGUGA